GGGUUAUCAGAAGUGGAUACCAAAUAAUUUAGUAUGUUACAACGAGUCCAUAAGUUUGGUAAUUAGCAAUGAAGCUGCCAAUAUUCCUGCUUUUUCUAGUCGUUUUAGAAAUAGAGGCAGGAUUAGAACCUUACUAUUUUCCUACUGAUCCUCUAUACAAAGGCGAGGGCUGUAAACCAGUGGAUAGUAGUUUACCAAAGAUGAUGAAAGAGAGAGAAAUGAAAGCACUCGAAGGAUGUAACGCAGCAUACUGUUCUAAUAAUUCCAUCCACAGAGUGGAUUGCGAAUGUUUGAUAGGUGGAGGGCCGGGGUGCCAUUAUGGUAAUUUUGAUCUAACUAAACCAUACCCAGAUUGUUGUCCUAAACUAAUAUGUGAAUAAGAGUACCAGUUUAAAGUACAACCAAUGUAUCUUUGUUCUAAGCACAAAAAUAAAAGCUAUUUGUAUCA
Molecule: messenger RNA, 448 nt
Organism: Aethina tumida (small hive beetle)
Lineage: Eukaryota; Metazoa; Arthropoda; Insecta; Coleoptera; Nitidulidae
Exons: 3
Coding region: 69-380 (103 amino acids)
Source: RefSeq, a predicted model, not a curated record